AUGGCCAUUCCUUAUGCCUUCGUAACUCUUGUAACUUCAGACUCGUAUCUCCCUGGUGCUCUUGCUCUUGUCGCGGCUCUCCGAGAUGUACAUCCGUCCCCGCCAGAACCCCCGGAGGUAGAGUUCCAGACCGUGUGCUUGGUCACACCAGAGACGGUCGACGUUUCGACCGUAAAAUUGCUCAGGAGGGCGUACGACGUCGUCGUCGGUGUAGAAGUUAUCGACCAGCAGGACGUAGAGGGCCUCAGACUCCUAGGCCGUCCUGACUUAUCACAUGUACUCACGAAACUCCACGUCUUCCGCCUCACCCAAUACUCUAAAAUAAUAUUCUUAGACGCCGACAUUCUCCCCAUCCGCCCUCUCUCCCAUUUGUUCACUCUCCCGCACGACUUCUCCGCUGUACCGGAUGUAGGAUGGCCAGAUAUAUUCAACUCCGGGAUGAUGGUCCUCACCCCGGGAGAGGACAAGUUCAAGGAACUGCAGGAGCUUGCUAAAACCAAGGGAAGUUGGGACGGUGGAGACCAAGGUUUGCUCAAUGAAUGGCGCGGGCCCAAUUGGAACCGGCUUAGCUUUAUCUAUAACACGACCCCAACAGCCGCAUACACAUAUGCACCUGCAUAUGAGCGGUUUGGCUCCCAGAUUGCCGCAAUCCACUUCAUCGGUGCGAACAAGCCCUGGAGGGAGAUACCUUACCGCGGGCCAGCCUCCAAGGAGUUCCAAGAGGAGGCAACCCAGCCACAGCGCGCAUACAACUACUCGGCCUUGGUUGAUCGAUGGUAUGCUGUGUACGACAAACACUAUCGAUCCCAGCCCGUUGGCCCGGUCCCGGAAUUUCAGGUGUCGCAGUACAGCUCCGCUUGGGACGAAAAAACUGGGAUUGGUGCGGAGGCCGCUUCCACUGCCGGUGGUAUGACGCCUGGUGGUGCCUUGGGCUUGGAAGAGCUCAGGCGGAUCGCUGUCGAGGGUAUGGGUGCGUAUGGCGGUGGAAGCAGCGGCAGCGUCGGGCCUGUAGGGGCCCGACGCGAAGGAGAGUAUCGUUCCUUGCCUCUGGAGGGUCGAUUUGACCUGAUGAGACCUAGGAGGGAAGAGAAACCCUCAGAACAGGGCUCAGACGACCAAAGGACUCCAACUGCGGAGCACCCGCGGUUGGGAUCUGGCUCCACUCCCAGGAUGGAGACACUACCGACUCCAGGACCAGAUGAAUAUCCUCCUGCUCCUGCUCGCCAUGGGCACACAUUGCCGCCUACUCCAUGGCAGCCCCCUUCGGGCGAUCAGGGAUGGCAGCCUCCUCCCGGUGAUCAAGUAUGGCAACAGUCUCAGCAGGAUCAUAGCGGAGAAUGGUACCAUCAGCAACAUAGUCACGAGCAAUCGGGGCAGCAUCAGCACCACGACCAUGGUCAGCACCAUCAACACCACGAGCAUCGUCAACAUCCACAACACCACCAGCACGGCCAGCAUCAUGAGCACGGCCACCAAUAUCAGCGCCACGAGCAUGGGCAACACCGUCAACAUGGAGGACCCAGCCACCACGAGCAUCAUCAGCAGCAUGAACAUCAACACCACGGAGGCCAGCACCAGGAGCAUCACCACCACCAUUCACCUCCUCGGCGACCGUCUUCGCCCCCGCUGCUUUCUUGGAAUCCCGCUGUUGAGCCGCCUCCCCGCACUGCCCCUCCAGCAUCAGCUUUCCCCACCGACACGUACUUCCCUAAUGUAUGGGAUCAAACACCCAGCAAACAGCAUGAUGUGGCAUAUCAUGCUCAUCCGGGGUCGAGCUCUUCUGAACACCAAGGACCGUUCUUUGAGCCUCCGCCGCCCGCCGCUAUUCCAGAGCGUCUUCUUCGCGAGGGCCACUACACGAACGUCAUCGGGCAAACGCCGCAGGGCCAACCUGGUUCCCCUUCAGCACCCGCCCCUGAUCCUAUGAAAGUGAAGACAGUGUUUCCGUGGGAAGAGAAGCCCCGACAUGUCCCGGUCCGAGCCUUUCCAUCGACUGAUGCUCCGCCGCCCCGUGCUGUAUUUAUAGAAGAGCAGAAGGUACAGAGUCCCCCUCCAGCGGAGCCAGAGCGGACAACGUCGCCUGGCCGUUCGCCCGUCCGCUCACCUAUCGCGUAUACGCAACCGCCUCCCCCUCCUCCGCCCACGAAAGGGUUCCCAAAGAAGUUGGCGUACACAAAUGCUUGGGAUACAGUACCAAGCAUCACGAAAUAUGCCACAAAGCUUGUGAGACCGUCACACCGUGCUAACCCAGCUCCUACGAUCGACGAGGACGAUGGAUUUCGCAAGGGCUAUCGCAGCUGGGAGACUCGGUCCGAGGCAAGUAGUUUCGACGGCGAUGACGAAGGCGCGAACGAUGAAGACGACGACGAUGCGAGCCACAAUGGCGAUGACAGCAGUCGGGAACGAGGCGGUUCCAGAAGGCGGCGGACCAGCAGUGGUUCGACCGGCGCGCUGACACCCACAGGUACAGGUCCAAGUGGAAAAGGGAAAUACCGGACACAAGGUGUGCAGACCAUUCCUAGAGAAAUGCGUAGUAAGAGUGUUCAGGUCACUCUUAUCGGCAAAUCUACGAAAGGUUCUGAUGAUUUGGACCAAGAACCAGUAGCAAAGCGAUCUCCUCCGAGGCCUUCGUUGAAAACCCGCGGUCGGACGGGUAGCGGCGCGACUCUCAAGAACUGGUCCCCUACCGGUGGUCCAGGAUCUCCGAUUGUGGCGACGCGAUCUGGUUCACCUGCGCUCGAUUCGCCUGCCCUGCUGCCUCCCCCUAGGCCGGUGGUGCCACACUGGGACUCUCCUUCAGGCAUGAAGUCGCCCCGCAAUUUUAGUCCGCCUAUGGCCGGGUCUCCGAAAGGCGGAUCUCCUAUCCACUCGCCUCCGCACGCGUACACGCGCGUCAGGUCUCCCCCUCAACAGACGGUGGUGACAUCGCCUUCUCAGAAGCCCUUGAUGUCGCCGCAGAUAACGCGCACAUCUUCGAACGAAACCGGGUUGGCGUCGUCGCCGUCGUCUGUGGGACCCAUAUCGCCCUCUGAUGGCCAGCCUAUCCCUGGACCCCCCAGGAAAACCGCUUCCCGUGUUUGGGAUCCUACCCGCAGCGUCGAUAUAUUCAAGAAGGGCUCAGAGGAGGUUCUCGCUCGGUUCCUGCGGAUGACGCCCCAGUCAUGGGACGAAGAAGGCGGCGAGCGUUCAUAA
Messenger RNA from Gloeophyllum trabeum ATCC 11539, 3192 nucleotides. RefSeq lists its product as uncharacterized. Gene Ontology annotation, molecular function: glycosyltransferase activity. NCBI's taxonomy places the organism in Eukaryota, Fungi, Basidiomycota, Agaricomycetes, Gloeophyllales, Gloeophyllaceae. The transcript is spliced from 3 exons. The coding region runs from base 1 to 3192 and encodes 1063 amino acids. The record is from RefSeq and is a predicted model, not a curated record. Gene Ontology annotation, cellular component: cytoplasm.